CCUUCCUGUCGGCUGGUUGGCGCGUCAGUCCGGGCGCUGCUUGCCGCUGCCUCCGUUCGCCGUGCCGGGGAAGGGGGCCGGCUGCACAAGGUAAAGCAUGGCUGCCAAGCCAAACAAUGGAUUGGUGGCUCUAACCAAGAGAGCUGAUCCAGCUGAGCUGAAAACAAUAUUUUUGAAGUAUGCAAGUGUUGAAAAAAAUGGUGAAUUUUAUAUGUCUCCCAAUGAUUUCGUCACACGCUUCCUGAAGAUAAUAGGAGAUGGGGUGUCCAAUCCCAAUACAGUCCAACUGCUGGGAGGUGUAGUAGAUCAAACUAAAGAUGGGUUGAUAUCCUUUCAAGAAUUUGUAGCGUUUGAAUCUGUCCUCUGUGCUCCAGAUGCAUUGUUUAUGGUGGCAUUUCAGCUUUUUGACAAAACUGGCAAAGGAGAAGUUACUUUUGAGGAUGUUAAACAGGUAUUUGGCCAGACUACAAUUCACCAGCGUAUUCCUUUUAACUGGAACUCUGAAUUUGUGCAGUUACAUUUUGGCAAAGAUCGGAAAAGGCACCUAACAUAUGCAGAGUUCACCCAGUUCUUAUUGGAAAUACAGUUGGAACAUGCAAAGCAAGCAUUUGUGCAACGAGAUAAUGCUCAAGCUGGAAGAGUCACAGCCAUUGACUUCAGGGAUAUUAUGGUCACCAUCCGACCUCAUAUGUUGACGCCUUUUGUUGAAGAAUGUCUAGUAGCUGCUGCUGGAGGUACCACUUCUCAUCAAGUCAGUUUUUCCUAUUUUAAUGGAUUUAAUACCCUUCUUAAUAACAUGGAACUUAUUAGGAAAAUCUAUAGUACUCUGGCUGGACAUAGAAAAAAUGUGGAAGUUACUAAAGAGGAGUUUGUUCUGGCAGCUCAGAAAUUUGGCCAGGUUACACCCAUGGAAGUUGACAUCUUGUUCCAGUUAGCAGAUUUAUAUGAGCCACGGGGACGCCUGACAAUGGCUGAUAUUGAAAGAAUUGCACCUUUGGAAGAAGGAACUUUGCCCUACAACCUUGCUGAGGCUCAGAGACAGCAAGCGCCAACUGAUGUGUCUCGACCUAUUCUCAUCCAGAUAGCAGAAUCUGCAUACAGGUUUGCCCUUGGUUCAGUUGCUGGAGCUGUUGGAGCCACUGCUGUGUAUCCAAUUGAUCUGGUGAAAACACGAAUGCAGAACCAGCGCUCCACUGGGUCAUUUGUUGGAGAGCUGAUGUACAAGAAUAGCUUUGAUUGCUUCAAGAAAGUGCUACGUUAUGAAGGAUUCUUUGGGCUGUACAGAGGUCUUCUGCCACAGUUGCUGGGUGUAGCUCCCGAAAAGGCCAUAAAACUUACUGUAAAUGAUUUUGUGAGAGACAAAUUUAUGCACAGAGAUGGUUCUGUCCCUUUUGCAGCAGAAAUUCUUGCUGGGGGCUGCGCCGGAGGAUCUCAGGUGAUUUUCACAAAUCCACUAGAAAUCGUUAAAAUUCGCUUGCAAGUGGCUGGAGAGAUCACAACUGGUCCACGUGUUAGUGCCCUUACUGUCUUGCGGGACCUGGGAUUUUUUGGCCUUUAUAAGGGAGCCAAAGCCUGUUUCCUUCGUGACAUCCCCUUUUCUGCCAUUUACUUCCCUUGUUAUGCUCACACAAAGUCUGCUUUUGCAAGUGAAGAUGGACAGGUGGGCCCUGGAUAUUUGCUUCUAGCAGGAGCAAUAGCAGGGAUGCCUGCCGCAUCUUUAGUGACCCCUGCAGAUGUGAUAAAGACAAGGUUACAGGUAGCAGCCCGGGCAGGACAAACCACCUACAGUGGUGUCAUUGAUUGCUUUGGAAAGAUCUUACGAGAGGAAGGUCCAAGGGCUUUUUGGAAAGGAGCUGCAGCGCGUGUAUUUCGUUCAUCCCCUCAGUUUGGAGUGACCCUGGUGACAUAUGAGCUACUGCAGAGAUGGUUUUACAUUGAUUUUGGAGGAGUAAAGCCAGCAGGAUCUGAACCAGUGCUUAAAUCUAGGAUCACCCUUCCUGCGCCUAACCCUGACCAUGUUGGGGGUUACAAACUGGCUGUUGCCACAUUUGCAGGAAUUGAAAGUAAAUUUGGACUUUAUUUACCUCGGUUUAGAUCAAUGUCUCCUACCUCUAAAGCAGCACCUAUUUAAUCCUAAAUAACAAUAUACUUGCAACUAAUGGUUGGCAAAAGAACCAUAUGUCUGAUCAAUCUUUACUACUUCAUUCCUUUAGGUUUUUUGUCUCAACCAAGCCUUAUCUAGAAAUUUUGUUUUCUUCCCCAUUUUCCCAUUUCAAAUGUACGUUUGUGCUUCCUAUGUUGGAUCACUGUGAAGUUCCUGCUGAAAUAGUUGUUAGUUUGGACCCAUGAAUGUAUUUUUUCCCUAAUUACUUAUACUUGGGAUUGUGAAAUGUACUUGAUUUGGAAAAGAUACUCAUACUUAAUUAUUUUUCUUGUUGGUGGGCAAAAAGAGAAUGUUGUCAUAAAGUAGAAUGUGGCCUUUUGCAUCAGAGGAGGAUUGUUCUGCCAUCGUGACUGCAUAAUAGGUAUUAGAGCUGAGCAGCACUUCAAAUUCAAAGGCAAAACUGUGCUUUAUGGUACAAGUAUGUGAAUGUAACCCAUCUGCAACUGCUUAAAGCAGUUGUUGCUUUUUCUGGGAUCAUGCAAUUACCCUGUGUGGCUGCUACACAAUCCCUGGAAUACACACCUUUGGUUUAAGGAGUGCUAGAUUCAUGCCUUCAAGUAUUCCAGAGCAACUAUUUGCCUUCAAAUCCAAACUUUACAGCUCUGUUGGAUAUAGUCUUAUAUACAUUUACAUUUAUAUGGGUGUAUAUGUGUGUGUGUGUGUGUGUGCAUAGACAUAGAGACGCGUGUGUACACACACAUACACAUGUAUGUAUGUAUGAUUUUCAUAUAUGCAACAGAGAUCAUGAUGCAAGAUGAAGGAUUAUUUAAACCAUCAGAUUAUGCAUUGGUUACAUACUCAGUCUAUGUACAAUAAGAUUCAAAAGGUAUCAGUAUGAGCAGUACCUGAUUCUGCAACUGUAUUUCACAUACAUUGCAUUCCUGAAUUGUAUUAUAGAGCUUUUAUGGCAAAUACAUUUUUAUAACUUAAACCAUGUCAACAAAUGUUAAGAAAUUUACAUUCCUGCUAGCAGUUACAACUGGAUAAACCUGGGAAAGAAACGUCGCCUUUCCGUAAUCUAUGCACUUUGUGGAAGAACACGUGGCCCUGUUAUUCCCCGCAUUGACAUUUCACAAGCCAGGCGAGAGCCAUCAACAGGUAUCAUUGUAUGCUCUCAAUCGUUUUCCGUGCUUUGCUGCAUUGACUUGAAUGGAAGCUGCACCCAGCAGCUCUGGAAUCUGCCCCUACCAAUAUUUGGAAUAUUUUUGUGUGAUGCACUUAGGAGUAACUGCUGCUUGCUUAAAUAAAUGCAAUAGAAGAAUUCAA
Candoia aspera is the source of this 3430-nucleotide messenger RNA. It is a transcript of the gene SLC25A13, whose product is annotated as solute carrier family 25 member 13. Gene Ontology annotation, molecular function: L-aspartate transmembrane transporter activity; L-glutamate transmembrane transporter activity; calcium ion binding. Bases 98 to 2131 code for a protein of 677 amino acids. NCBI's taxonomy places the organism in Eukaryota, Metazoa, Chordata, Lepidosauria, Squamata, Candoiidae. Gene Ontology annotation, biological process: L-glutamate transmembrane transport; malate-aspartate shuttle; aspartate transmembrane transport. The transcript has 19 exons. The record is from RefSeq and is a predicted model, not a curated record.